Molecule: messenger RNA, 2170 nt
Organism: Trachymyrmex cornetzi
Lineage: Eukaryota; Metazoa; Arthropoda; Insecta; Hymenoptera; Formicidae
Gene: Coq6
Product: ubiquinone biosynthesis protein COQ6, mitochondrial
Exons: 8
Coding region: 1-1434 (477 amino acids)
Biological process (GO): ubiquinone biosynthetic process
Cellular component (GO): mitochondrion
Molecular function (GO): 4-hydroxy-3-all-trans-polyprenylbenzoate oxygenase activity; FAD binding
Source: RefSeq, a predicted model, not a curated record
AUGGCGACUAUCAAGGUAGCGAUGUCAACGUGCCGGCUCGUCCUCGCGUCGUUGUCGCGGAAUUGCGAACGUGUCAUCCCCGGCGCGACCGUGGUCUCGAAGAAGAGCUAUUCGACCACCGCGGAAAACGAAAAGACCUAUGAUGUCGUCAUCGCCGGAGGCGGCAUGGUCGGCACAACGUUGGCAUGUGCCAUAGCAAACAAUCGGAGAUUAGCAGGUAAGAAGAUCUUACUUUUAGAAGGUAAUGCUAAACAGGAAUAUAUACCACAGGAGCAAUACUCCAAUCGAGUUGUUGUGUUGAAUCAACAAACCCGUACUUUAUUAUCAAGCAUAGGAGCAUGGAAACAUAUAGAGGCAGUCCGAUAUUCUCCAGUACGAAAAAUGCAGGUAUGGGAGGCAUGUUCUGAUGCUGUGAUAACAUUCAAUGAGGAUUUGUCGUGCAAAGAAUUAGCCUAUGUAAUUGAGAAUGACCUGUUAUUACACGCGAUCAACAAGCAGCUUUUUGAAAAAGAAAAUGUUACUUUGAUUUACAAUUCUAAAGUCGCCAAUGUAGAACUUCUGAAGACGGGAAUGGAAUUUGUUACUAUACAGUUGCAGUCUGGAGAGCAGUACAGGACUAGGUUACUGGUGGGUGCCGAUGGCGUUAACUCCCUAGUGAGGAAGGCGAUGGGUGUGAUUUAUCUCAACUGGCAGUAUAAUCAAUUAGGCAUCGUUGCGACUGUCAAGCUGUCUGAGCCCAUGGAGAACGUCGUUGCUUGGCAAAGAUUUCUUCCAACAGGACCCAUUGCAUUGCUUCCGUUGACAGAUUCUCUCAGUUCACUCGUAUGGUCCGUAACGAAAGAGAAAGCAAAGGAACUAUUGAAAAUCUCGGAGGAAGAAUUUGUCGACAAAAUAAAUGAGGCGCUGUGGCGAAUUUAUCCGAAGAGCAGCAUUGUCGAGAGCGGGAUGCACGGAUUCCACUGGUUGCUUACAAGACUUGCUUUAAAGACCAAUGUAUCCAGGCAAAUGCCACCCUCCGUGGAGGCAGUUGUCGAGGGAUCGCGGGCAGCAUUUCCCUUAGGUUUCGGUCAUGCCUCGUCUUAUGUUCAGUCAGGCGCGGUGUUGGUUGGGGAUGCUGCACAUCGAGUCCAUCCUUUGGCAGGUCAAGGUGUGAAUCUAGGUUUCGGCGACGUAGCAGAGCUGACGCAAAUCCUCGCCGAGGCAAAUGUGAAUGGCAGUCAUCUCAAUGAUAUGUUCUAUUUGCGGACAUACGAGACGCUGAGGCAACGUCACAAUGUACCGAUGAUGCUCGCCAUCGAUGGACUUCAUCGGUUCUAUCAACACACCGCGGCACCCAUUGUUCUUGGUAGAAGUCUGGGCUUGCAAUUAGUAGACGCUCUCCCGCCAAUCAAGAAACUUUUAAUGCAACAGGCUGCAGGAAAUAAUAUGUUUUAAAAAUGCUGAUCAUACUGGAGACUAGAAUGUACAGAAUGUAAAUAGUGUGAAGGAUGGUUAAUUUACUCUCUGUAUUAUACAUAUAUAUCGUUAUAACCAGAAAUGGCAAAUAGGGUACGGUCAACGCAACGCCACAAACGCUUUGAAGCAUUUUUUAAUUGGUCAAUUUGUAAAAUUAUUUCUUUUAAUUGAUCCAUCAAACCUCAAAGCAUUUGCAGCAAGACUCCUUAAAUUAAUACAAUGAAAAAAUAAUAGCAAAAUACAAAUGGCGUUAGGAAUCAGUGCAGGAUAUUAUAUUGGUUUUCAACGGGUAUUAGAACGAACAUGACUCUCUUUUACUUAAAUUAUUUUUCAAUCUAACUUUGACAUCGUGAUUUUUAAAAUUGUAAUGGAUUGACGAUGCUUGGAUCCGUAUGCGAUCGUUGUUGGAGAUGAGCUUGAGUUCCAUUAUCUGCUCCAUUCAGCUAAGUAACUGGUUGGCACAACAUUAGACUAUAUUGAAGAUGAUUGUCUCUCACCACAUUUCCACUGCGACUGCAUUAUUGUAGGUCGGAACUACGAAUGUGUGCGAGACGCAGUUCGACAGAUUUUUUAGUGCGAUAAGUGGUAAUUUUUUAUUGCUGAGGAUGGCUCAAAUAGUGAGCCGAAACAUACAAAAUUGAUAAAACAGGGAAACAAACUUUCGAGAAUAUCAAAAAACAAAGAACAAAUAAGGACUAAUGAGAGUUUUUUACGC